AUGGACCCAAAUUAUCAUGUUACUCUUGUUCAAUACCAAGGCUUCUGGAUACCAAGUCUUUUUGUCCAAGGAAACCUGUUAAUUCAUGACCACUUCAAGCCUCGACCAACAGCUAUCAUCUUGUCAACAUCCCCUAAAUGUGGCACAACAUGGCUAAGAGCCUUCGUUGAAGGACACAUUCACGAAGGUAGCUCCACUUCCUUCAUUGAAGGGAUUCCGUUGCCUCGAUUCCUUUCAACUUACCUUCCUUUCUCUUUGUUCCCAAAGUCCAUGACGUCCCAAGAUGCAUCUGCUUACCGUUUCGUUUACAUCUGCCAUGACCAAGACGUGCCUGUUUCAAAGUGGCAUUUCACGACAAGGUUGAGACGCAAAGAACUGCCACCGGUUUCACUGGAAGAAGCCUUUGACUUGUUUCAUAAAGUGGUUUCGGAGUUUGGACCCUUUUGGGAUCACGCCUUGGGGUAUUGGAAAGCUAGUUUGGAGUCACCAAAGAAGGUGUUGUUCUUGAAAUUUGAGGAUGUGAAGAAGGAGCCUUUGGUUAAUGUCAGGAAAUUGGCAGACUUCUUAGGGGUCCCCUUUUCAGCAAAUGAGGAAAACAAAGGUGUUGUGCAAGAAAUUGUGAGAUUGUGUGAUUUUAAGAAUUUGAGCAAUCUGGAUGUGAAUAAAAAUGUCGACGAACCAAGAAGUCGGACCUAUCGUAUCAGCAAUCCUGCCUUUUUCAGGAAAGGUCGAGUUGGAGAUUGGAGGAAUCAUUUGACACCUGACAUGGCAGAAAUUUUGGAUCAGAUUACAAAAGAAAAGUUCCAUGAUACCGGAUUGAGCUUUGAUUAA
Molecule: messenger RNA, 831 nt
Organism: Theobroma umbraticum
Lineage: Eukaryota; Viridiplantae; Streptophyta; Magnoliopsida; Malvales; Malvaceae
Source: RefSeq, a predicted model, not a curated record